Molecule: messenger RNA, 1635 nt
Organism: Racocetra fulgida
Lineage: Eukaryota; Fungi; Glomeromycota; Glomeromycetes; Diversisporales; Gigasporaceae
Source: the annotation of a GenBank genome assembly
AUCUUUGAUGAGUUGCAAAAAACAAGGCCUAUUCCCACGUAUUCUAAUGCUGCAAGGAGAAUUAAUGGUGUCGAAAAUGAACCAAGUAUCCUUGACACCCUCGAUCUUUUAUCAACUAUAAUUAAAACAUUAACUACAUCAGAUUCAACACGGAAAUUGAAUUUAUAUUCUAAGCAAUUUAUUUCAAAGAUUUUUUAUGAUAAUGCGAGUAAGGCCUUUUUUGAUAAGCUUGAGUACAAAUUAGAAGAUGAUCAAUAUCUUUCGCCACCACAACUUACGGAAGAUUAUAUUAUAAAAUUAAAACAUGUGUCAGAAGAAAUAGAUAUGAGGAUCAUGGAUAUAUCUGAGAAUGAGCAGCGACACCGCACCAGUUCCAGUUCACCGUUUAAUCCCACAGCUGCGACCCGUUCAUCGUCUUCUAGCUGCACGAUGUUAGGGUGUGUGUCAGACAUGGACGAUAAAAUUCUAGAAUGGGCUUAUACAAAGGCCAUUGAAGAAUCACCAGAGAAAAUUCCAGAAUAUUUACAAGCAAUAUUUGAAGUUUCAAAAGAAAGAAAUAGUGAAUUACUUGGAAGUCUGGUUGCGAUGCAAAGAUCAAUAGUUGUUAGUCUUUUACGUGAUCUUUUUAAAGAACUGAUGCAUACGCCACAGAGAUCUAUUACUCCAGAUUUUGAUCUUGCAUAUUUGGCACUUGUCAAUGCCAAAAAUGACGAUGAAUAUAAGGAAACGACAAAAUCUCCUAUGGAUACUUCUACGAACUCUGAUAUGGUCAUGGACGAUUCAAGUCCAGGUCCUUCUGCACCGACAACUGCAUCUGCAGUAAAUUAUUUAGAGAUGACUGAUUCUAGCUUGAGUCCUGCUGCCGAAGAAGAGGUAUUAAUGUCUGGCGUAUCACCCAACUGUGCAGAUCAAGACACAUUGUUACGAUCAACUAAUGGUCCUUGUCAAACGGAAAACGAAACUAGUAAUUCGCAUUCAUUAAAGGGAAAGGAAAAGGAAGAUAAUUUUUCAACUACAAAACCAUAUGGCCCUGAAUUGCCCGAUGAUCAACUUACAGCUACUAAAGAAGAUAAAUUAAAGACUGCGUCUUCAAUGUUAUUUGGAAAGCAGCAAGAUGUAACGGUCGUCGUUGCUGAAGGUCGUGAUUUGUAUGAUGGGCUUGAUGUCUGCUUUGAUACAUCAACGGUAGAAUUUGAUGGCACUCAAGCACAACGAGAUGUUACUCUCACAAGGAUACCACCAAUAUUACAAAUACAAGUGCAACGGGUUCAAUUUGAUAGAUCCACAUCAAAUGUUUAUAAAUCAAACGCCUACCUUCGUUUAGAAGAAGUUAUAUAUCUUGACAGGUAUUUGGAUAAGCAUCAUGAAAACUUGCGGGAAAGGCGCAGGCGUGCUCACGAAAUGAAACAAGAGAUUGAAUCAUUACAAACAGAACUUAAUGAUUUAACACGGGAUAAAACAACGUUUUUACCCACCGUUGAUUUACUUAAAUUCACCAGCGAAUUUGUUCGAUCAAUCAAAGAUGAUGAUGAUUCCGAUUUUAUUUUCGAUGAAAAUUUCGAUUGGAGAUUGACAGAUAUAGAACUAGAAAAACAACGUGUUAACGAAAGAAUUGACGGUAAUUUUUAUACAUAA